Canis lupus familiaris (dog) is the source of this 4198-nucleotide messenger RNA. RefSeq names its product leucine rich repeat, Ig-like and transmembrane domains 3 (gene LRIT3). The coding region runs from base 125 to 2170 and encodes 681 amino acids. Gene Ontology annotation, molecular function: protein binding. The transcript is spliced from 5 exons. NCBI's taxonomy places the organism in Eukaryota, Metazoa, Chordata, Mammalia, Carnivora, Canidae. The record is from RefSeq and is a predicted model, not a curated record.
CAAUAUUUGCCAUGUUCAAAUGUCAGACUCAUCAAGCAAUGCCCGGGACGAGUAUUUUACCAAUGGAUGUAUCUCAAAACCCACUGGCUUCUGGAAGAAACUGAAAUAAGAGAAAAAAGGAGCGAUGCAUCUCUCAGCAUGUCUGUGCAUUGUGCUUGUUAGCUUUUUGGAAAGAGGGAGCUGUUCAUGUCCUUCACAGUGUACCUGCGAUUAUCAUGGCAGAAAUGACGGAACGGGAUCAAGGUCGGUGCUAUGUAAUGACCUGGAUAUGAAUGAGGUCCCUAUGAACUUCCCCGUGGACACUGUGAAGCUACGUAUAGAGAAGACAGUCAUCCGCAGAAUCCCCGCAGAGGCCUUCUACUACCUGGUGGAGCUCCAAUACCUCUGGGUGACUUACAAUUCCGUGGCCAGCCUUGAUGCCAGCAGCUUUUACAACCUAAAGCAGCUGCAUGAGUUGCGCUUGGAUGGAAAUUCUCUGGUUGCUUUCCCUUGGGCAUCUCUGUUGGACAUGCCCCAUCUGAGGACCCUGGAUUUGCACAACAACAGAAUAACCAGUGUGCCAAAUGAGGUGGUCAGGUACCUGAAGAACCUUGCCUACUUGGAUUUAUCAAGCAACAGGCUAACCACACUACCACCAGAUUUCCUGGAGAGCUGGUCCCACUUACUUACAACAUCAUUACGAAGCCUGGACCUUACACCACGAAGAAUUAUUCUUGGUCUGCAAGACAACCCUUGGUUCUGUGACUGUCACAUUUCCAAAAUGAUCGAGUUGUCAAAAGUUGCUGACCCUUCUAUAGUGCUUCUUGAUCCACUGAUGAUUUGUAGCGAACCUGAGCGCCUGACAGGGAUUUUGUUUCAACGGGCUGAGUUGGAGCAGUGUUUGAAGCCAUCAGUCAUGACCUCGGCCACCCAGAUCACAUCUGCUCUGGGUAGUAACGUUCUGCUGCGGUGUGAUGCUACUGGCUACCCUACCCCACAGCUCACGUGGACCAGAUCUGACAGCUCACCAGUUAAUUAUACAGUAAUUCAGGAAUCUCCAGGGGAAGGAGUCAGAUGGUCCAUAAUAAGCUUGACUGGUAUUUCUUACAAGGAUGCUGGGGAUUACAAAUGUAAGGCCAAAAAUUUGGCUGGAAUGUCAGAAGCUAUGGUUACUGUGACAGUGGUUGGUGUUGUCACAACCACCAUAUCAUCAGAGACCUCUGAAAGAACUGGAGAUCACCCUGAGGAAGAAGUCCAGCCAAGAUCCAGAUCUACAUCCCCGCCUGGUUCAUUGUCAUCUUCUUGGCCUUCCUCCUCCCCUGCUUCUUCCAUUUUUCUUUCUAAUUCUACUUCAUCUCCUCCCCCCUCUGCUUUCUUCUCCUUAUCUCCUUUCCUCUCCUCUAUUGUUUCUUCAACCACAGCUAGAAACACUGGAAUUUCAACAAGCCCCACCAUGGCCAGCCAGCAGUCACUCCAGCUCCACCCAGAUGGGAAAAGAAAUUUAAAGGUGGAGUUGGGUGGAAGUCAGCUUCCUUCAGGUAGUGCAAGUAGAAAAGAAGAGUUGGCAUUGUUGGAUGAAGCAACGCCAGUGGAAACAAAUACCACAAUAGAGAAUCUCAGGGUAGUUGGUGAGACUGAAGAGAGUGUCACAUUGAUGUGGAACACUGUCAACACCACACAAAAGUCUGAGAUGACAGUGUUGUACUCCAAGUAUGGUGAAAAGGACCUGCUGCUGCUGAAUGCUGACUCCAGCAAGAACCAAGUAACCAUAGAUGGCUUGGAGCCUGGUAGGCAAUAUAUAGCAUGUGUCUGUCCAAAAGGAAUACCUCCCCAGAAAGACCAAUGUAUUACCUUUUCUACUGACAGAGUUGAAAAGGAAGGUGAUUCUCAAGUGUCUUUCCUUGUUGUGGUGAGCGGUACCGCCUGUGUUGUUGUCUUGCCAUUGAUAUUUUUCCUGUUGUACAAAGUUUGCAAACUGCAAUGUAGGUCAGAAUCUUUCUGGGAAGAUGACUUGGCAAAAGAAACUUAUAUCCAAUUUGAAACCCUGUCCCCCAGGUCUCAAAGUGUAGGGGAGCUUUGGACGCGAAGGCACAGAGAUGAUUCAGAAAAAUUGCUGCUUUGUUCUAGGUCAAGUGUAGAGUCUCAGAUGACUUUUAAAAAUGAAGGUUUGAGAUCAGAGUAUUAUUGCUAAGAUUUUACACAUGAACCCCACAAAAUUUCUUCCAUGCAACUAAGGAUUGAGGAUAUAGUCGGCCUUCUGUUUGGAUGACCUUUUGUUCAGGUGUGGUUUUCUUUUUUUCUUUUCUUUUUUUUUUUAGAUACCAUGUGAGGGGCACCUGGUUUCCUCAGUCAGUAGAGCCUACAACUUUUGAUCUUGGAGUUGUAAGUUUAAGUUCAAGCCCCAAUUGGAUGUAGAGAUUACAUAAAAACUACCAUGUCAUUUCUGAAUCAAACAAACAAAUAGUCUUGAUUUUUGUUGUGUGGAAGAUAUCCAUAGAAAUAGUUUUUAGGAUAGUGUUUGAUAAAUUAAUAGUAUGUUUUAGGGUAGUGUUUUAGUUUUUCAAAAUAAAUUCAUGUGAGAAUAGUUAUAAAAAAGUGAAGUCUGAAUUUUAAAAAGAGUUUCUAAGAAGUGAAGAAAGAUUAGUAUAACCAGCUAAGCCUUGAUGUUCAUUCAUGUUUGAAGUGCUUUAUGACAUUUGCUAUGGGUAUUUACUGUCAUUGCCUAGUGGGCAAGAGUGAGAAAGUACAGAAUUUUUCAUUCACUAAGGUUAAAUCCAACCCAGUGGAGAGGGAGGGCUCCAACUCUUGGUACCAUUAUGCAUUACAAGACUGUAUGGUUGAUUAAUAUUGCAAGAAAAAAAAUUUUUUAUCCUUAGAAAUAUAGAUACUAGCAAAAAAGUUUAAAAAGAGGAUCCUGAAAAUAGUAAGGCCAUUUCUAAAAAUAGUAACCAUUGCAUCCUAAUACAUUUGCCAACAGACUAUAUGGAUCUUUUUUUAAAAAAAUGUUAAAAAUUUUUUUAAUUUAAAAAAUUUAAAUUUUGAAAAAAAUUUUGAAACAAUCUCUUUAAUAUUGUGAUAUUUACUUUUCUCUUCUGCUCUGUUUCUCCUUCUCUCUCUCCCCUUUCCUUCCUUCAUUUCUUUUUUUUCUCUUCUGCUUUGUCAGGAGAUAUUCAGGUAGCCAUAGGACCACAGCUAAACUGUUUGUCUUUUGCCACGUUAUAUUUUGAUUUCCUGGCUAAAGGGAAGAACUUUGAGUCUUUUUUAGAUCUGAAAAAGAUGUUUUAGGAUUUUUUUGGUCAAAUUUUCUAUAAAAAACAGAGAAAUUGAACUGGAGUGGACAUAGAUAGGAAAGGGGAUUCAUACAUAAAAUUUAGGUUUUUAAAAGAAAAGUUUAUCACCACCUUUACUAAAGAUUAUAUUCUCUUUACAUUGGAGAUUCUGGACUACAGAACAGAUUUAUAAAGGUGUGUCAGGAGUCCUGAAAUACUCUGAAUAGCAAGUUCUAAGAAAUCCUAAAUUUUACAUAAGCAAUAGAUUGACUUCAAUGUUACACAUUGUGGAAAUUAUAAUACAAGCAACUGGACAAUGAAAAAUCAUUCAUUCCAAAUGGCUGUUAAUUAAAUUCUAGUUUAGACAUAUUCUGAGUAUUAGAAGGAGACCAGCAUGGAUGGAUGGCCUGUCUAGAACUCCCAAAUGUCCCUUUCUUGUAUAAUUUCCUCUCCUCUUUCCUUUCCACCCUGUUUGUCCUUGGUGCUUUCAUCACUGAGUGCAUUUCUAAUCAUCUAAUAGUUUUAAGUUCAGUAUUCAUUGUUAAGAUGUGUUAGAAAAAUAUUUUUUACAAACAAUUUUGUGCCUAGCUUCAAAUUCUGUUGGGUCAACUUAAAAGAUCACAAAAACUCACAUUUCUUUACUCUAAAGACAUCGUGGAAUUCACUGCUACAUUUAAAAGGUUCAUAUAGGGGUACCUGGGUGACUCAGUGGUUGAGUGUGCCCUCGGCUUAGGUCAAGUCUUGCAUCAGGCUCUCUGCAGGGAAACUACUUCUCCCUCUGCUUAUGUCUCUGCCUCCCUCUCUAUGUCUCUCAUGAAUACAUAAAUAAAAUCUUUUUUAAAAAAUUAAAGGUUCAUAUAAACAGGCUGCCAAAAUACUACCACAUUAGAAAUAAUGACUAUAGGAAAAGGUCACAGACCUUACCUGAGGUAAGUGGCACCCAAGUUGUA